AUGGAGGACUCAGUUGCAAUAAUCGGCGCAGGCCCCGUGGGUCUUUUUACCGCUCUGCUGCUUGCGCAGAGAAAGAUUCAGGUCACCGUGAUCGAAGCACGUGAAGGAAUUGACCAAUCGCCCAGAGCCGUUGCAUAUUUCCCUCCGGUGUUGGAGGAGUUUGCAAAAGCAGGUAUCAUCGAAGAUGUAGUCGCUGCUGGUGAAAAGGCAGCAGAUGGAUGCGAUUGGAGGAAUGCCGACGGGGAUCUUUUGGCUGGUAUCGACCCUCCUCCAAAUGACCCGACCUUUGCUGUGUGUCUCUCUCAGCCGGAACUUGGGGAAAUUCUGAGGAAUAAAAUCUUGGAAACAGGUUUUGCCGAAAUAAUAUGGAAUGAGUCGUUUCAAAGAUUGAAGCAAGUUGACGGAUCCGUUGCAUAUUGGACUAAGAACAAGCCCAACGAUCAUGAAACAGAACGAACUUGCCGCUAUUUGGUCGGUGCGGACGGCGGGCGUAGUUCUGUGAGAAAGAACCUUGGUAUUCACCUUGAGGGAUACACAUUUAAAUGGUUUCAGUUCGUGGCUGUCAACUUCAAGUACCCUCUGAGUGCCAUGGGAUGGAAGGCACCCAAUUUCAUUGUCGAUCCAGUUGACUGGGGUAUUGUCGUAAAACGCGGCAAGGGAACAAGCUGGCGAUUUGCGACAGGAGUCAAGAAAUCAGCCGCGCAGAAGCUGACAUCAGUUGAUGAUGCCACUUUACAAUUGGUCAAGGAUCGGUUGCGACGCAUUCUUCCGGGCGAUAAAAGUGAGAUCCAGUAUGAAGCAAUAGCGCCAUAUGUUGUUCAUCAGCGAUGUGCAACUCGGUUCCAGGAAGGGAAUGUUCUCUUGGCUGGUGAUGCAGCACACCUCAACAACCCCGUUGGUGGUCUGGGACUUACCACCGGUCUGCUCGAUGCUGCCCAUUUGGCGAUUGCUUUAGGAAAGGUGAUAAAGCAAGAAGCUAGUCCGAAUCUUCUUACAUCCUACGCCCAAACAAGGCAGCGCAUUUUCCGGGAACGAACCAGCCCGGCGAGUACCAGUAACUUGCUAAGGCUUUUUUCACAAGAGGCGGAACACGUCAAGGAGAGAGAAGAGACCUUUGCUAAGCUGAAAGAUCCAAAAGAUUUUAUAACCAAGGCCAGAGUUGGACUUGCAGACUUCAGUCUAAGUAGUACGUCAGACAACUUCUUCGACACGCAUGGCGAGGUAACGUGGUUCAUAUCAGUUACUCGUAUCCCGGAAUGGACUCAAGAGCUAUUUGAGCAUGAAUACAAGCACGUUCACGCCGACAUGACUCGAAAAGGCAACGAAAUCAUGCCCGUCACUCAUCAAUAUGUCCAAUUAUGCAAUUCCAAAUCCACCAUGCGAGGAACCGAACAUCCACAAUGGGACUACGUGACUUGUCUUACCUGGCCGAGUCUGUUCAUCAUCAAUGCUGGAUUUAAAGAUCCAGGCUACCGUGAAAAUGCUGGCAAGCAUGUAUUUUGCCAACUUGACCAGGAAGGGUGUAUUAUGACGAAGGUGCAUAAUAUCUCGAAGCAUAAGGGUGAUAAGUCCAAGGUCGACCCUGUCCAGUGCCUUAUCUAUCACAAAAGAGAUAAUCCUUUGGACGACUUUUCUCCGCUAUGGUUUGCAGACSGAGCCGCUAAAAUAGAAAAAUUUUUAGUGUCUGACAGCCGGCCAAAUACUUACAUUCUAUGGCGAGACGUGACUCCCAAAACGGAGAACUUCUUCCACGACACGCAAUUCUCUGGUGGGUCAUGGCUCAACUACAAAGCGCUUGAAACUUUUGGUUUUAAGACUAAAGACAGCGCUCAUUCUUUUUUCGAGAAGUACGGAGGAGAUAUAUUUGGCAACCGGGCAGAGACAACGCAGACAGUGAUUGGAGCGCCAGACAUCAUCAUCCCGCGCACAUAG
Talaromyces amestolkiae is the source of this 1932-nucleotide messenger RNA. RefSeq lists its product as uncharacterized. Lineage: Eukaryota; Fungi; Ascomycota; Eurotiomycetes; Eurotiales; Trichocomaceae. Gene Ontology annotation, molecular function: FAD binding. The record is from RefSeq and is a predicted model, not a curated record. The coding region runs from base 1 to 1932 and encodes 643 amino acids. The transcript has 3 exons.